Molecule: messenger RNA, 1306 nt
Organism: Moneuplotes crassus
Lineage: Eukaryota; Ciliophora; Spirotrichea; Euplotida; Euplotidae
Source: the annotation of a GenBank genome assembly
AUGAGAAGACGCAGGAAUUUGAGUGUGGAAUCAAUUCAAUUUGAUCGAUCGAAGCUUAUAUCAAAGCCCGGAGUCCCAUUUAAAACAAGUCGGUUCAAAAUUAAAUAAAAGAUCAUCAAUAGAUAGCAAAGGAAGACCAUCGCUCCAUAGCCAAUCUGCCAUAAGAUCUUUGAAUCAAAAGGCUAUAUUUACAGACAUAAGACAGACAAGGAACAGUGAGACAAGGUCGAAAUUCUUCAGAAAGAGACUAAGCACUAAGAAGAAUCUUGAAUUUCAUAGCUUCAAGAAUCCUUCUGGAAGCACCUACAACAUUAAAAGUACUCUUGGAGGAACUUCACUAUUAUCUCAAAAUUGGAUGAUAAGGCCAGAAUCGAAAGCUAGAGAAUUAACUAAAUCCGUUAAGAUGAUUACAGAUAGACCUUGAUUAUCUUCCUCGCAAUCCUUGCUCACACUGAACCAGAAUAAUGCAGUAUUUGAGAAAAUCAGCCAAUAUUCAAAAAUAAAACAAAGUGAGAAAGGCCUUAUAAGCCGAAUCAAUAAGACAAACUGAAAAGAUCUUAUCAGAGAUGCCAAGAAAGAGCUCAGAAGGGCUUCUUAUAAGCUCUCAACCCUAGUUUCAGAUGGAGAUGCAUCAAUCCAAGCCUUUAAAGGAGUCUCGGUUAGUAUAGAACUGUUAGAAAAUAUGCCUACUUAUGUAAAAGUGUCUGCUAAGAAGGAAACUCCACCUGCAAAAAUAUUCAUAGAUUAUGCCCCGAAUGAGGAGAUUGAUAAUUUUAGGAUGAAGGUAUUUGUGUCAUACACUGAGACUCAUCCGAGCAAGAAGAAUUAUAAUCAUAAAUUCUUCAACAAGAAAUCUUUCCAUCUCUACCCACUCGACUCGUUGGAAAGGAAAUUUAAGAAUGAAUACAUCUACUUUGCAUUAGAAUCCAUUUAUGAAUGCUCAAUCACCAUGCGAGUUGAAUUUAACUUAGAUGCUAAAAAUAACAUUGAAAAGGACAAAGAGGAAGAGACCACAGAUUUACUCCCUGGCACGGACUCUGAGCACUAUAUUCUCACGCCUAAAUAAGGACACUAAGAGAGAAGCUCCACCCAACGACAAAAUUGUGGACUAUGUUAAAUAACAUCUCUGGGACUGACUGGAAAAAGAUUGCUCGGAAGAAGUGGAUCAUCCGUAAACAACAAAGGGAUAACAGAAUAAAAUAAUGCAUUAAUGAAGAAGAAUGUGCUUGUCAAGGAGAACAUCAAGAAGAAUAUCUUCUACCUACACCGUUGGGAAUACAUUCUCUGUGAGGGCAAAUAGUAAAAC